AUGUAUGUAGUAACCUUUGAGCAUAAGGGAGAUAAGGUGAGAGCUGUGACUGAGUUUAAAGUGCCGACCACAACAAAGCAGUUGCAGCUGGAGGACCCAGUCACAGGAGUGUUGCUCUAUUUGCUCAAAAAAGACAAGCAGAGUGAGGAAGAAAAAACCAAGAUCUGCAAAAAGCUGAAGAUCGUGGUGAUUGGGAGCGACGGUGCAGAAAGGAAUGAAGUCAUUAACCUGAUCCAGAACCACCUUAAGUCCAAUGAGACCAGCUUCAACCUUUCCUGUCUGCCUAUUGAAGAGGUUUAUCCUGAGAGCUAUGAAGGUCUUGAUAUGGAUCAUUUCAACCGACUGGGUCAACCAGACUAUGAUAGCAAGGAAAUGGAGAUCAAGAAGAUCACGAGGUGCAUCUCCAAAACCGCUCACCAUGUGUUCCUGUUGGUCAUUAAGAACGGUCAAUCCAAAGAAGAAAUUAAAACAAUGGUGGAGAAUAUAAAGGCUGUAUUUGGUGAGAAAGUAACAAAGAGCAUGAUUCUUGUGCUCAAGGGAGAGGCUCUAGGCAAUGAGGGGAUUUCCACAAUAGAAGACAUUAAUAAAGAGGACAAACUGAAAUUCAUCAGGUGUGUUAAAGUCUGCAACCAUCAAGAGAGUCAGUCUGCAGUCAGUGAAAUCGUAAAUGAAAUUCAAGAAAUCAUCUCAGAGAGUGGAGGAAAAUGUUACACCCACAAGAUGAUGAUGAUGAUGAUGAUGAAGGCUCAGAGCUCAGCAAAAAAAGAGAAACAGGAGCUGAGGAUCGUGGUGAUUGGGAGCAAUAAUGCAAAGAAGAAAGAAGUGAUUGACAUGAUCUGGAAACAUCUUCAGCAUAGUAACAAUCCACAUCGGACCAGGAGUUGCUGCCUAAAAGCUAAGGGUUACCCUGUGAGCUAUAAAGGCCUCAAACAAAUCAUGGAUGAAAUUAACAAGAUCAUCACGAUAAGUGAAGGAGAGUGUUACACCCACAAGAUGUUGAAGACCGUUCAGAAGAAAGAGGAGAAAACUAAGAAGCUUCCAAUAAAGGCAAAAAUUGGUUUACUGGAGGUGUGCUUGGAGGUGGAUCUGGAGCCAUAA
Messenger RNA from Cyprinodon variegatus (sheepshead minnow), 1098 nucleotides. RefSeq lists its product as uncharacterized. The transcript has 7 exons. Bases 1 to 1098 code for a protein of 365 amino acids. Lineage: Eukaryota; Metazoa; Chordata; Actinopteri; Cyprinodontiformes; Cyprinodontidae. The record is from RefSeq and is a predicted model, not a curated record. Gene Ontology annotation, molecular function: GTP binding.